AUGUGCAGGCUUAGCGCCACAUGGAACCACCCUGACUUGGGAGGCCCAGAAUACAGACAUGCUGCUGCUCUAUUGCAACAACAUGGACUGGCUGUAGAAGACGGCCAUACUGCCUCGCCACGAGUGAUACGCUUCAAGAUGACGACUGACAAAACAAGCUCCUACUCUACUAUUCAGAAAGUCUCAGAGGACCAAGACUCUGUAAAGCCCUGUGACGAUGAAAAGAAGCAGAACACGAAUGCCCCCACAAUCAGCUCUGAGCAGCAGUCCAGCACGUCUCCUGGUCCGUCCGAGGAGUCCAGGGAAGAUGACAGGAUCCAAAGAUACAGAGCCUGCUUCAACCGAUGA
Molecule: messenger RNA, 348 nt
Organism: Knipowitschia caucasica
Lineage: Eukaryota; Metazoa; Chordata; Actinopteri; Gobiiformes; Gobiidae
Source: the annotation of a GenBank genome assembly